AUGGCUGCCACUCCCAUCGCAGUAGCGGUGGCAUUAGGUCUACUGACACUGCUCUACAUCGUCACAGGAAAAAAGAAGGGAGAAAAUAAACCCCUCCUCAAGCUUCCCCUCAUCGGCGACCUCCAUAGCUCCCCCAUUGAGAAACCGCUUUUGAACUGGGACUCAUGGACAAAGGAAAAUGGACCUAUUGCAGUACCAAAGCUCUUUGGACUCAUACCGAUUGUGGUAUUGAAUUCAUAUGAGGCUGUGACAGAGUUGUUCAGCCGCCGCAGCCAAUGGUACAGCAACCGCCCGCCCUCCGUCAGUAUGGAGAUGAUCACAGGGGCUGGACCCGGGCAGUCAAAAUUUACUCUGAUGCACGACUAUGAUGAUCAUCUCAAGUUUCACCACCGCAUCCUAGCGCCCAGUCUCGGUGCUCUUGCUGCCCCACAGUACCAUCCCUUGAUGGAGCUCGAGUCCAAACAGCUACUGUUUGAUCUAUCAAAUGCUACAGGGCAGUUUCCCCAAGGAAUCAGCACAGAAACUAUCUAUCCACUGCUUGAGCGCACUCAAUCGAGUGUCAUACUUGCUCUGCAUUAUGGCAUGCGCAUCCCAAGUUUUAAGGAGCAUAUCUUGCAUGAGAUCAUCGGUAUCCAGACUCAAGUAACCCACCUCGCUGCGAACCCCGGUAUUCCAGAUAUUAUCCCGCCUCUGCGCCACCUGCCAGCAUUUUUGUCACCUUGGAAGCGAGCGGCCGACAAGCUGUACGCCACACAGGUGGAUCUCUAUAUGCGCCUGUUCCGGCACGGGAGGGACUCGGCAGGCUGGAACUCCACCAAGCAAGCCAUCGCCACAGUGGAGAAGUACUCUGAAGGCGGUGUUCCGGACCUUGACCUCGCUUUUACCCUCGCAACAUCCAUCCAGGGAGGUAUGGAGACUUCACCGCGGCAGCUGCUGUGGUUAUUCAUUGCAGCGCUGCACCAACCGUCCUUCAUGACGCGGGCGCAUGCCUUGCUCGACAAGGUCGUCGGACGUGACCGCCUCCCCCAAUUUUCGGACCGUGCGGGGCUCGCUUUCAUUGACGCUAUUAUGCAUGAACUUUUCCGUUGGCGGCCUAUUUCACCAGGAUCCAUUCCCCGUAGGGCCGACCGGGAUGAUGAAUUCAAUGGUGUCAAGAUCAAAAAGGGGGUCACUCUCAUGGCCAAUGCGUGGGCUAUCGGCCGAGACGAGAAGGUCUUUGAUCCCGCGCUAGGAGACACUCAGGACUUCGUGCCUGAGCGGUGGCUCCAGCGCGAUGAUAGCGGAGAGGAAAGAGUGCGAACGGAUCUUCCGUUGCCGGUUUUUGGGCAAGGCCGCCGGAUCUGCCAAGGAAAGCGGGUCGCUACGGAUGGAUCUUUCAUGCAUGUUGCUUGUCUGCUGUGGGCGUUUGAUAUCGAGCCUGCUGAUGGGGAAGAGGUGGAUCCAUGGGCGAUGGUUGUGGCAGGGUUCAUGACAAUGCCGAGGGAGGUCAAAUUUAAACUCCGGCCCAGGGGUGACUGGGUACUGGAUGUUAUUAAGAAAGAGUGGGAGACGGCGGAGAAAAGUCUCGGAAAGGUUAUGGGAACUGACGUUGAUGUCGAAAAUAAAUAA
Penicillium samsonianum is the source of this 1608-nucleotide messenger RNA. Its product is annotated as cytochrome P450. Bases 1 to 1608 code for a protein of 535 amino acids. The record is from RefSeq and is a predicted model, not a curated record. Lineage: Eukaryota; Fungi; Ascomycota; Eurotiomycetes; Eurotiales; Aspergillaceae. The transcript has a single exon. Gene Ontology annotation, molecular function: monooxygenase activity; heme binding; iron ion binding.